AUGUCUGCCUCAGGCACAAGGGCAAGUGGAUCCACGUUUCGAAUACGCGGCCGCACCACAUUAUGCCUUGGCAGAAGGUUUGCGAGAACCGCCCAGGUCUCAGACUCCGCCACCCUCGGCCUCGAGCACAUCGAGGAAGGUUCUUUGCGGCUUGCAUUGCUUUACAAUGUGGCGUCUUGGUGCCCUGUGUCGCACCCGGGCCUCGCAGACGAAAGCGUCACAUCAUCAGGCUGCCAGAAGGAUGCCGAAAAGGAGCUGUGCGAAAUCAUUGCCCUCGCAGCAACAAGUGACGGAGCUCAAAGACUUCAGGAAGCCGUGGAGGAGCCCUUCAACCCUCAAGCGCCGUCGAACAGCUUCGACAGCUCCUCGAUUGCCAUGGCUUUACCCUGGGUCUUGCCACGGUGCAAUUUGUACCUACGGUGUCCGACUGGAUGGUCGCAGCCGCAGGACAGAGCGAACGGCCUCGUGCCAUCUGUGGGCUGGCGGGGAGGCGCGGCUUGA
Molecule: messenger RNA, 501 nt
Organism: Symbiodinium sp. CCMP2592
Lineage: Eukaryota; Dinophyceae; Suessiales; Symbiodiniaceae
Source: the annotation of a GenBank genome assembly